Molecule: messenger RNA, 478 nt
Organism: Toxorhynchites rutilus septentrionalis
Lineage: Eukaryota; Metazoa; Arthropoda; Insecta; Diptera; Culicidae
Product: U6 snRNA-associated Sm-like protein LSm8
Exons: 2
Coding region: 131-418 (95 amino acids)
Biological process (GO): mRNA splicing, via spliceosome
Cellular component (GO): precatalytic spliceosome; U4/U6 x U5 tri-snRNP complex; U6 snRNP
Molecular function (GO): RNA binding
Source: RefSeq, a predicted model, not a curated record
GUGACAAACAUUCUAGCAGAUUUGACAUUUACCGCCUAAAUUUGAAAGAUAUAUGUGUUGCAAUAUUCUAAAAACAAACAGGCCAGUCAUAAGGCAAAAUAUAAGGCGCUACAAAAGUGAAUAAGCUGCAAUGUCUGGACUGGAAUCAUACGUGAAUAACACCGUAUCGAUCAUCACAGCCGAUGGUCGCAACUUUGUAGGUACGAUGAAAGGAUUUGACCAAACAAUCAACAUUAUCCUGGACGAGUCGCAUGAACGUGUUUACUCGAUGAAUGCAGGCAUCGAGCAAGUGGUACUUGGAUUACACAUUAUCCGUGGGGAUAAUGUUGCUGUGAUCGGUCAACUGGACGAAAGUAUUGAUAGCAAGAUAGAUUUUUCAACCAUUCGAGGAAUGCCACUCGAACCGGUAGUGCAUUAACCAUAUGGAGAAUUAUUUAUUUUUGAAGCGAAAGAAAAUAAAAGUCAGUGUAUGAGAAAA